Cyclopterus lumpus (lumpfish) is the source of this 3929-nucleotide messenger RNA. It is a transcript of the gene loxl2b, whose product is annotated as lysyl oxidase-like 2b. Gene Ontology annotation, cellular component: membrane. The transcript has 14 exons. The record is from RefSeq and is a predicted model, not a curated record. NCBI's taxonomy places the organism in Eukaryota, Metazoa, Chordata, Actinopteri, Perciformes, Cyclopteridae. Gene Ontology annotation, molecular function: copper ion binding; protein-lysine 6-oxidase activity. Bases 129 to 2429 code for a protein of 766 amino acids. Gene Ontology annotation, biological process: peptidyl-lysine oxidation; sprouting angiogenesis.
ACGAGUGGAAGUUCAGAGCGAAGGGGGAAGAAGCAGCUGGCUUUCAGGGGUUCUGCCCGAGGAGAGACACGGACCGUACGUUCAACGAGACGGACACACACACACGUGAGAGGUUCCUCUACGACAACAUGGUGACCAUCCGGUUUCAGCCCUGCUGCACCGUCAUUCUGUUGGUGCUAUUAGAGCUGGCUGUCGCCCAGUACGAACACCUGGGCUACCCGGCGGGCUUCCCUGACCCCGAGCAGGAGCAUUACACCGCCCCCCAGCUGACGCCGGACACGCCCAGGAUCCAGCUCCGAUUGGCGGGAGAUAAGAGGAAACACAACGAGGGUCGCGUGGAGGUUUUCUACAACGCCGCAUGGGGCACUGUCUGUGACGACGACUUCACUAUCCACGCCGCUCAGGUGGUGUGCAAGGAGCUGGGCUACCUGGAGGCCGUCUCAUGGUCCCCAUCCUCAAAAUAUGGGAAAGGACAAGGACCCAUCUGGUUCGACAAUCUCCACUGCACAGGCAAAGAGAAGACUUUGGCGCUGUGUCCUUCCAAUGGAAUCGGCAUUUCAGACUGCAAACACAGUGAAGACGUGGGCGUGGUGUGCAGCGACAAGAGAAUCCCGGGGUUCAAAUUUGUCAACACCCUGCCCAACCAUGUGGAGAACCUGGAUAUUCAAGUGGAGGACGUGCGCAUACGAGCCAUCCUGUCAUCCUACCGUAAGCGGAUCCCUGUGACUGAGGGCUACGUGGAGGUCAAGGAUGACGGUAAAUGGAAGCAGAUCUGUAACACAGAGUGGACGCAGCACAACAGCAGAAUCAUCUGUGGCAUGUUUGGCUUCCCCGGGGAGAGGAAGUACAAUGCCAGAGUUUACAAGAUGUUUGCUCGCCGGAGAAAGCCCACAUACUGGGACUAUGCUGUGAACUGCACUGGCAAUGAAGCCCAUUUGUCCAGCUGUAAACUGGGCCAGGGCACAUCCAUGAAGCCCAAUGAGACCUGUCCCGGAGGGCUGCCUGUGGUGGUGAGCUGCGUGCCCGGCAGAGACUUCGCCCCCACGCCCAUGACGGGAUUCAGGAAGGCCUUCAGACAAGAGCAACCGCUGGUUCGUCUUCGUGGCGGGGCCAUCGUGGGCGAGGGGCGAGUGGAGGUGUUGAAGAAUGGAGAGUGGGGCACCAUAUGUGACGAUAACUGGAGCUUGCUGUCUGCCACCGUGGUGUGCCGAGAGCUGGGCUUCGGUACGGCCAUAGAGGCCCUGUCCGGAGGUCGCUUGGGACAAGGUAUGGGCCCGGUCCACAUGAACGAGGUGGAGUGCUCUGGGUUUGAGAAGUCCAUCACGGAGUGUUUCUUCAACAAGGAGGCUCUUGGUUGCAGCCAUGAGGAGGAUGCAGCCGUCAGAUGUAAUGUUCCUGCGAUGGGCUUCCAGGAGUCGCUGCGUCUGAGCGGAGGUCGUAACCCCUACGAGGGCCGCGUGGAGGUGCUGGUGGAGAGGAACGGUUCUCUGGUGUGGGGGACGGUGUGCAGUGACAGCUGGGGAACCAUGGAGGCCAUGGUGGUCUGCAGGCAGCUGGGACUGGGCUUCGCCAGCAACACUUUCCAGGAGACUUGGUACUGGCCAGGAGAGGUAAGUGCUGACUCGGUGGUAAUGAGUGGCGUUCGCUGCUCUGGUACGGAGAUGUCCCUGUCCCACUGCCUGCAUCACGGGGCUCACCUCAGCUGCGCUAAGGGAGGCGGACGCAACGCGGCCGGAGUCUCCUGCUCUGAGACGGCUCCUGACCUGGUGUUGAACCCUCAGGUGGUGGAGCAGACCACCUACAUGGAGGACAGGCCCAUGUUCAUGCUGCAGUGUGCAUAUGAGGAGAACUGUCUCUCCUCCAACUCCAGCCAGGCACCGGCCAACAGCUACCGUCGCCUGCUUCGCUUCUCCUCCCAGAUCCACAACAACGGCCAGUCGGACUUCCGGCCCAAAGCGGGCAGACAUUCCUGGGUGUGGCACGAAUGUCACAGGCAUUAUCACAGCAUGGAGGUGUUUACCCUGUAUGACCUCUUCACCCUCAAUGGAACCAAAGUGGCAGAAGGGCACAAAGCAAGUUUCUGCCUGGAGGACUCAGAGUGCGAUGAAGGUAUUGAAAAGAGGUAUGAGUGUGCUAACUUUGGAGAGCAGGGCAUCACUGUGGGCUGCUGGGACACCUACAGGCACGACAUUGACUGCCAGUGGAUCGACAUAAGUGAACUCAAACCUGGAGACUACAUUUUCCAGAUAGUAAUUAAUCCAAACUAUGAGGUACCGGAGUCAGACUACACCAAUAACAUCAUGAAAUGCAGAUGUCGAUACGAUGGCCAUCGUGUGUGGAUGUACAGCUGCCAUAAUGGUGGCUCAUUGAGCACUGAAACUGAACAGACGUUCCCAGGCCUCCUCAACAACCAGGUGACCCACAGGUAAAGACGAAGCAGUGCAGACGGACCAUCUGCAGCCCACCAACCACUACACUUCUCCAUCCGUAGUGGAUUCUAACCAGCCAGCCUAGACAAACUACCUUUUUAUGCUCCUCGUCAUCCAUGAGGCAGCUGCUUUCUUCAACCCCACCCUCUCCUUUAGCUCCCAUCCCAAAGAAUAUGUUACCCCCCUCCUCACACAGAGGCAGCUUACGGACACUUCCAACCUCCCGAGUUCAGAUCAAGAGAACGGCGAAGCCCUGUGCAUUUUAAACUUGCUGGGAAGUUGCAGCAUUGGGGAAUGUCAUCAAGAAUGUGUGGUAUUUGAAGUGCAUUUGAACUUUCCCAGAACCCUGUCAGGGAAUUGAGAGGAAUCAUCUUCAUCAAGGAGUUCAUGCAAAUCGAGCUGUGGCAUAAACAAGCAAGUCCUCAAAAAGCCAACAGCCCACUUUAUCACAAAAUACACGGGCUAAUUACCCAGUUCAGUUGUAAAAAAUAAUCCUACACAUGCUGAAGAGCCCCAAAGUGCCCCAAAGCCCUCUUUAAAUAACUGGAGCAGAACUGCACUGCAAUCCUUUUUCAAAACGAGAGAGAGAGAAUAACUUCAGGGGCCGUCAUGUGAUGCCAUUUGGCCCAAAAAUACUUCUUCCCAUAGAAUUGCAUUGGGCAAGAGACGCCUGUAGAUCAGUAUGAACACUUGAAUAGCCCUUAUUUAAAGCAUUAGGUCCUAAAAGGUGUCAAAUGUACUCGUAGCCAAAUCCAGAAUCAUUUUGCUUCCUCAUCAUGUGAAUGAGACCGAGUGGUGGGAGGGGUUAAAGGAGACGCUUGCUCUUUGGGCCUGUUGAUGUGGAAGCUCCGACAUACAAUUUAUCAGAAUGUUAUAUUUUUUUUUUGCUUGAUGUUUGAACUUUCAUGGGAAAGUUGCUCAGUGGCCACGCCUCCAUUAGCGUACCACUUCUCUUUAUACAGCCACGGGCGGUUUGCAGGGUAGAGAGCUACUUAGCUAGUCAGCUGUCACUGCUAGCGAAUGUCAUUUCCCCUUUCAGACAGUCAGAGUUGCAGAUAUUCACUACUUGUUGACGUUUUAAUCCUUGUUUAAAAAAAAAAAAUAACCUUGCGUACAAUUAUGUGUGUGAAUCCUAUUUUACCUUUGUAAUGGUGCUAUCAAACUGGUCCUCUGUUUUCUGAGGGUGCAGUAGGCUCCAUCAUGCAUACUGACAGUAUACUUGAACAGAGCGUAAGAAACAAUUCACUUUGUGUGUUAAACUAUAAUAAAGGAGUUAUAGAACAACCACAUCGGUGCUGCUCAGUGUUGAUUCUCUUUAUUAUUCAUUAUUUUUUCUGUAUUCAUUUUUCAGCAUCACCCUGAUUUGGUGUUUUUUUAUUACAAAAACUAUGACACUACUGUUUGCUCAAAUUUUAUUUAGCCUGAUGGUUUCAUACAUACAGUACAUGUGGUUGUAUGUAUGCAUGUGAUUAUUUUUUUUAAUUAAAAUCCUUAAUUUAC